AUGAAAAAGAUUGCCAAUUUUGCACCACGUGGAGCUCCGUUAGCCACAUUUGAGAUGUACGGAACAUCGCAAAAUGUCCGUCUCCCAGCUGCUGCGACAGCAACAGCGAUUUCUGACUCUUCAAUUCGGGCAACUUUCAUGCAAAUGUCGAAACCAAACGUCCAAAUCAAAAAAGACGGCUUUGCUUCUCUUUCUGAGAAGAUACCGAUGAUGGAUGACCAUCAGGAAUUCCUUGUUGCCGUUACACCAAGUAUAGCAUUAUUCGAUCAAACGUUUAUUGACUAUCAUCCAAACGUAAGAAUACUUGCAGUCAACUUCAUACAGAAAAUAUGUGAGAAAUUAGGUAGAGAUAUCGUUGAAUUUGCACCAAAAAUUUUCCCAUCAUUACUUUUAUACUCUUGUGAUACAGAACAAGAGAUAAGCAAUGCUGCAAAAGCCAUAUUUAAUGGAUAUUUCUCAACAUCAGAAAAGAAAAAUGCAAUUAUCUCAAAAUUACGCUCUGAAAUUAGUCUUCGCAUCAAAUACUCAUAUAAUGACUUAAAAGAUAUGGAAAAACACUUUUCUAACAACGAUGAAAUCGAAAACUGGGGUAGAGUCGCUUCAGCAACCCUUAUUUUAUCAACUUUGUUAUUAAGCGCUUGCAAGUUUGCCCCAGAAGUUCUUUCCUCUUUCGGAGAUGUCCAAUUACGCAGAUGGAUAUCCCUGAAGGACGCAAAGUUCUUGCCUCAGUCUACAACUCAAAUGAGAUCUUCCGCUUACUUAUACAUCGCCAUUAACACGCAAAACGAUUUUUUCGGAAACGAAUAUGCCGAUUUGAUACUCAAACUCAUCGGAUCAGAGUCUUCUCCUCUCUGCCAAUCCCGAUUAAUUAAAUUAAUUUCGAUUUACAUGGACAAAGAGUAUUUGACGACAGAAAAAGUCAGAUCAGCCAUUCUUCCUGCAUUAACACUCUACUACGAUCCGAUUAAAACCGGAAUUCCUGCAUUACUUACAAGAAUUGCCGAUCAAAGCUUCGUAGAAAGCGCUUUGAACACUGUUUCAUCACUUCCUGAUAUCGAACUUGCCAAUUUAUUCUUCAAGAUACUCUUUGAUCUGUCAUCUGACCGUAUUGAGCUUAAACCAAGCAAUGAUUGUUUGUAUCAACUGUUCAAUGGUGCUAUUUCCAAGACACCACCCAGCAGAUUCCUCGGACAAGUCGAUUUGAAGUACUUUGUCGGCAUUUCUUCCGAUCCAAGAGUCAGAUCUUCACUUGAAUCAGGAAAUGACGACAGAGCAACAGAGUAUUUGCAAUACCUGGAUACUCAGUCAUGCGUUGACUGGCUAAAGACACGUGAAACAAUAGGAAUUAACACGAUUAUCCGCUUGAUUAAGAAUCUUGGCUCAACAAUAAUUCGCAAGACCUGGCCAUCAAUCAUAGAUAUACCAAUAGAAAAGGCUUCUGACCAAAAGCGCGCAGAACUCAUUCAGCUUUACGCAAGAACUGAUGAGAUGCCAGCAAUUAUUAAACAAUUCCCAGAAACCGUUCGUUAUUUCCUUCCUAAUUGGUCUGCUGGCUACGAUUGCUUGCGUUGCGAUGAGCUUUUGGCCAUGACCGGCGAAUUAUUAAAACAAUCAAUCGGAUUAUAUCGUAUUCUCAUCCAGAUUUUCCCUCAAAACGAGAAAAUCGAGUCCGAAAUGGAAGAAGCCAUCCUCAACGAGAUCCAGGAAAACGAAGAAGCAGAUCCUGUCUUAUUCGAGUACUACACAAAACCAACUGAGAAGGUUUUGACAGCCUUUUUGAACUGUCUUUCAGUUGAAGUACUCGAACCAGGCGACAAAAUCAUUCCUUUGUUGGUCGACCACAUUCCGAAAAUUAUUAACGAUACAAAACAGAAUAAUUUGGCUGAACAAGUCUACAAGUUCAUAGAAUCCAGCCAAAUCGAUCCUUUAUCAAUAGAUAUACAUCCAAAGGACAAUCCAGUCUUUUAUUUAGAAUUGUGGGAAAAAAUCGGUUUUGACAAACUUCCACAAGACAAAUUCAUUGAAUUAUUGAGUUCCACAUUGAACAGGAAGUGUCCAUGGCUUGAGAUCUUUUUGUACAUCAGGAAUAUCGACUGGACACUUGUUCCAAGUAAAUUAUGGGAUUAUUGUUCACUUCACCCCGAAUUAAGUGAACUUGCUAUCAAAAAUAACGAUGUCAUUUCACUUUCAGCGAUUUGUGCUAGUAACAACUUGAGUUACGACAAACUUCCUAAGACAGGCAUUGUUUUAGAAGCUCUUUCAUUGAUAGAACCACCAAUGAAUAUCAACAAUGAUUUGAUUUCUUCUGUAAUUCAAAAUGAAUGGAAUCAUUUCACUCCGAAAUCUAAUUUGAUUUCCAAUGAAAACUUGACAAUUUCUUUGAGGCAAGUAAUCAAUGUUUUGGAACAUUCUGCACCGAUAAUAAUGUCAAUCGAUGAAUUCGUGCCUUUCAUUGAAAAAGGUGCAAAAAGUGACAAUAAAUUUGACUUCUUCCUCACAUUGAGAAUUUUGUCAAUUUUGAGAGACAUUGAAAUGAGAUUUGACAGUUUACAAGAAACUUUACAAACGGUUAUUGACAAAUCUGUCGAAUUUUAUCCACUUCCAUCUCCUGUUGAACGCGAAUUUGCUUCUGCGAUGAGAAUUGCUCAGUUAUUGUCUCCAAACAAAUUUUUGACACUCCUCAAAUUGGUCGGACAUCACUUCACUUCACCUACUUCAAAGAUGCUUUCCAAACAAUUUUCACAGCUUAUCAGGUACUUCAAUGUUUGGGAUAUCAUUGAAUGCAGACUUGAAUCGAACUUGAAUUUGACAAAUCCACUUUCAUGGCAUUUGAUUGUUCUUUCUUUAGAAAUCAUGCCAUAUCAAAAGAGAAUGGACAUGGUCAAUUCAUUUACAUCUGAAUUAUUCUCAAUUUUCGAUUCAUUGUCAAUAGAAAGUGAUGAUUUCAUCAAUUUGAUUUCGACAUUUCCUGCAACAGCUUUUGAUUGGUCGACAAAACUUUCAAAUAACAUUUUACAUCCUUUGAAUAGAGAAAUGACAAAACGUGGAACACAAAGAGUUUUCGAGAUUUUGGCAAAGAAAUUAAAGAAAGUCAAACUCGGAAACACAACAAUCCAAACGAACGUAAGAAACAUGACAAUCUCAUGUGUUUACGUCGAAGAUGCAGCGAGUGUUCCAAUAAAAAUGGAUAUAACUCUUCCUGACAUUUAUCCAUUCAGGAGAGAAAAAGUUUCUUGCAAUAUUGAUAAAGGUGAGAAUUCUAGUGAUUUGAGAUCAAGAGUUGCUGCUGCAAUCAUUCAAGGACAAGGUGUGGAAGCAGGUAUUAGAUCAUGGCAUAAUUAUAUUGUUAAGGAAUUGCAGGAAAAGGAACCAUGUACAAUUUGUUAUUCAUAUUUGGACGAUCAACAAAGAAUUCCGAAGGUCAAGUGUUCUGUUUGCGGUCAAAAGUUCCACGGUGCUUGUUUGUCAAAGUGGUUCGCUCACUGCUUACAGCCUACUUGCCCAUUCUGUGCUUCUCCUUGGAAACCAAAAGGUUAA
Trichomonas vaginalis G3 is the source of this 3537-nucleotide messenger RNA. Its product is annotated as protein ubiquitination. Gene Ontology annotation, biological process: rescue of stalled cytosolic ribosome; ribosome-associated ubiquitin-dependent protein catabolic process. Gene Ontology annotation, molecular function: ribosomal large subunit binding; ubiquitin protein ligase activity. The record is from RefSeq and is a predicted model, not a curated record. NCBI's taxonomy places the organism in Eukaryota, Parabasalia, Trichomonadida, Trichomonadidae. The transcript has a single exon. Bases 1 to 3537 code for a protein of 1178 amino acids. Gene Ontology annotation, cellular component: RQC complex; cytosol.